AUGGGAAUCCCCUACAAUUACGAGUUGAAGAAACCGCCAGACAAUCAGGAGGUCGAUAUGAUGCACCCUCAAUCUACUCUCACUGACUCAAAGGAGAUUGAGGUAUAUAGCGUGGAGUCUCAAACGGAUGAUGAGGGAGAGUCACAUUACUUGGAAAAAGACAGGUUUGAAGUGUGGAGGAUAACUACAAUACGGAAUAAGACUAUAUUGAACAAACUACACAGAACCUCUCAAGCCAUAUUAAAAGUACCAUUACACACCUAUGUCAAAAGUCGAGCUAUCGACUAUAAAAUAACACUGGUUGGGAGGCAGCCUAAUGUUUCUAUCCUUUCAUUUACUUCAUUUUCUAAUAUGUUAACCAUACCUGAGGGAUCAAAAAGUUUCGUUAUCUACAGUGAUGCAUCCAAGCAGGGUAUUGGAUGUGUUUUGAUACAACAAGGUAAAGUAGUUGCUUAUGCAUUGAGGAAGUUGAAGCCUCAUGAGCAAAAUUAUCCUACACAUGACCUAGAACUAGCUGCGGUAGUUCAUGCUUUGAAGAUUUGGAGGCACUAUCUUUACGGAGGAAAGUGUGACAUCUAUACAGAUCAUAAGAGUCUUACGUACAUCUUCACUCAGAAAGAGUUGAACAUGAGGCAAAAUAGAUAG
Messenger RNA from Olea europaea var. sylvestris, 645 nucleotides. RefSeq lists its product as uncharacterized. The transcript is spliced from 2 exons. NCBI's taxonomy places the organism in Eukaryota, Viridiplantae, Streptophyta, Magnoliopsida, Lamiales, Oleaceae. The coding region runs from base 1 to 645 and encodes 214 amino acids. The record is from RefSeq and is a predicted model, not a curated record.